GAUUUUCAUAAAUUCAAAAUGGAGGUAUCAGGCCGUAAGGAAUGGGACGAUAUACAUUCAACAGAUAACCAAGGGAGACAAUGUCGAAAUCUUUGCCAGCCUUGUGAGUGUGACGGUGAUACAAUAGAAGCGGAGGCAUUCUGUGAAACUUGUAAUGAGUUCAUCUGUUUUCCAUGUUUGAAGGCUCAUCGUAAAUUUGCUAUAAGUAAGAACCACGUGAUCAAGUCAAAGAAUGAAAUGCCAAUAUCAAGGGAAAAACAAAAAGACCCAUGUUCGGAGCUGUGUUCAGUCCAUUAUACUGAAAUAAUAAAGUUCUAUUGUGAAGACCAUAAUUCUGUAGGAUGCGGAGAUUGUAUGAUCCUGAGUCACAAAACGUGUUCUGUUAAACUCGUCAAUGAUGUCUCCGACAGCUACAAUACCAGAGAGGAACUCGUGCAAAUCAGGAAAAAGAUGGCAACCCUUCUGCGUAGAAUUUCAUCUUACCAAGAUGAUAUUGUAGAUGGCAUAAAGACUGCUGAUGAAAUGAGAGAAAGAAUUAUGAAAGAAAUUGGCAUUUUCCGACAAGAGAUUAACGAAUAUUUGGAUAAUGCUGAGGCAGAUCUGAUGAAGCGAAUAGAUCAGCUGACAUCAAAGCAAGUGUCUAAGCUUGGCCAUAUGCAAAAAGAAUUUGAGUCUAUGGAUACUGAGAUGAGAGAAUGUCAAGACAAAAUAACUAAAAAUUCAGACAAGAUUAAUCAAUUGUUUGUAAUAGCAAAACUUGCUCAUAAGAAGAUUGAAGCCAGCCAGAUUUCAACCGAGCAGCUAGCAUUUAAAUGUGAGAUUGAAAUAUUUGACUUUGAAAGGUCUUGGGAAUUAGAUAAACUUUUAAAAGGCAAACUUCCCAUUGGUGUUAUCAAUGAGGAAAAACGGAAAUUUUGUACACACAGCAAAAAGAGCCUCAAAGAUGUUCAAACAACGCUGUUAAAGAGUCUAAAUGUCAGGUCUGUAGACGACAAAACGGAUUGCUACAUAUCAGGAAUGGCAUUAAUUUCCUGUGAUGAACUCAUGCUUGUUGAUUUUACAAAUUAUUGUCUCAAACUUUUAAACGUAGAAGAGAAUGAAAUAACAUGUAGAUUUAAAACAAAUGGUCAACCAUGGGACGUAACUUCCAUCAAUGCAGGAUUAUUCGCAGUAACUCUAGUCACAACAGGUGAAAUACUCUUCAUAAAUACAUCGAAUGGUAUUUCAAAAAGUAACAGUAUUAAGGUCAGAAAUAACUGUAGAGGAAUCGACUACAGUAACGGAGUUCUUUUUGUACCUUUCGACUAUCCAGCAUGCGGACAGCUACUUGACAUGAAAGGGAAAGUAAUGAAAGAGUUUGAUAUCGCGAAACAUUGUCAAUAUCCUCAUUAUAUAGCUUCGUGUAACGACGACAACAAAACCUACAUUGUGUUCGAUUACUUUAAAACUGCCCUUGUUGAGUUUACUGUUGAUGUGAAUGUGAAGGAUAAAGUAACGAGCAGUGAUAUAAAAUCACCAAGACAACUUGUUAUGACUCAUGAUGGAGCGAUUAUUGUUUGUUGUAGUGGUAUCCAGUGA
Molecule: messenger RNA, 1578 nt
Organism: Ruditapes philippinarum (Manila clam)
Lineage: Eukaryota; Metazoa; Mollusca; Bivalvia; Venerida; Veneridae
Exons: 1
Coding region: 19-1578 (519 amino acids)
Molecular function (GO): zinc ion binding
Source: RefSeq, a predicted model, not a curated record